Molecule: messenger RNA, 1221 nt
Organism: Solanum lycopersicum (tomato)
Lineage: Eukaryota; Viridiplantae; Streptophyta; Magnoliopsida; Solanales; Solanaceae
Gene: CBL1
Product: calcineurin B-like 1
Biological process (GO): calcium-mediated signaling
Molecular function (GO): kinase binding; calcium ion binding
Source: RefSeq, a predicted model, not a curated record
AUUUCAUUGUCCCUGUAUUCUUCUCUUCUGCUCUUCAAUCUCUCUCUUUUCAGUCUCCCUCAGCUUCUUCUUCUCCAAAAGAACAGCUUUUUUUUUUCUCUGAGAACCAAUCACAGCCGUUGAUCAUAUCACCGGUGUAGAUGUGUGUGUACAUAUAGAUUACACAUAUAUACACACAUUUAUUCAUGGAUUUAUCAAAACCCCUUUGAAAGUUUGCAUCUUUUUUGUUUGUGAAGCUGGUUUCUAGGCGCUUGUCUAGUCGUGCUUCUUCUUCAGUCACCAUUCUCCAGUAAAUGGGCUGCUUUAAUUCUAAGGUGAAAAAGCAGUUCCGUGGACACGAAGAUCCUAUUGCCCUUGCAUCCCAAACAGCGUUUAGUGUUAGUGAAGUUGAAGCAUUGUUUGAGCUGUUCAAGAGUAUCAGUAGUUCGGUAAUUGAUGAUGGGCUAAUAAGCAAGGAAGAAUUUCAGUUGGCUUUAUUCAAGAACAGAAAGAAAGAAAACCUUUUUGCCAAUCGGAUUUUUGAUCUCUUUGAUGUGAAGCAAAAAGGGGUCAUUGAUUUUGGUGAUUUCGUGAAGGGACUUCAUGUCUUCCACCCAAAUGCACCACAAGAAGAGAAAGUCAAUUUUUCGUUUAAGCUUUAUGAUCUAGAUGGCACAGGGUUCAUUGAGAGGCAAGAGGUUAAACAAAUGUUGAUUGCACUUUUAUGCGAGUCUGAGAUGAAGUUGGCUGAUGAGACCAUAGAGAGUAUACUGGAUAAGACUUUUGUGGAAGCAGACUCAAAUCAGGAUGGAAAGAUUGACAAAUCCGAAUGGCAGAUUUUUGUGAGCCAAAAUCCUUCACUACUAAAGAUAAUGACACUUCCCUAUCUAAGGGAUAUUACAACUACUUUUCCUAGUUUCGUCUUCCAUUCUGAAGUUGAUGAAGUUGCUACAUAACACUAGGAAAAUGUAGUUCAUUUUUUGUUUUUCUAGCUAAUUCGACGUGUGAAGUGUUGUUCGAUUUUUGGUCUUAUUUUAGAGUUCAGGAAGUUGAGCUGAUGAUAAUCCUAAAAAGUGUAUAUCACGUCGUGUAAAGAGGGUUCCACCUUCCUAUUGCAGAGUGAUUUUAUUAGAUCUAGUUAUUGUGUACUUUUAUCAAUCAAUCUUCUCCCUUUACAUGCUAUAAUUGUAAUGCAUAUGUUAAAGGUUGCAUUUUAAAAUACAAUCGAUAAAAUUGGAACGA